AUGUCCGCCCCGUUCCGCGACUGUACUGCUUCCGAUUUCCACGUUGAAAAUUCGAUCGCCUUGCCCAAAUUGAAAGCCCCUUUGAUCCUCACAGUCCUUUUCGAUGAGUAUAUUUUCUUCAAGACAGACUUCCCACCACAAUGCAAGUCGAUAUCCUCGCAGCAAAGCGCCAUCAUUUUCUACGCACUCUUACAUUUCAAUUCAAAGUCCAUUCUAGCACUCGAGCAAAACGUUCCACAGGCUGUUUCUGGAGCAAUCGAAAAAACGUCCAUUCCUGCGCUCCUUUGGCUACCCCAGCACUGUGUCGUCAUCCUCCCACCCCCCAUGCGCACAUUUAUUUUCCUUGCCUCGCUAGGGCUCCUAGCCAGGGCAAGAAGCACAGCCAAGUUUGACUGCGGCACCGACACGGCACACGCCUCGGACGACUUCAUCAAGACGGUGGAAUCGCUGCACGGGGGCACCGCCGCCUCUGGCUCGGCCGCCUCGCGCGCCGCCCUCCUCGCCCGCGACGCCGCCCCACUCACCAUCGACAUUGUGUUCCACAUUGUGGCCAAGGAGGCGUCCAAGGCCAGCAUCACCGACGACAUGCCCAAGGCCCAACUCGACUCGCUCAACGAAUCCUACAACCCCUACGCCAUCUCCUUCAACCUCAUCAACGUCACCUGGACCACAAACGACGACUGGGCCGUCGGCGGCGGCGACCCGGACACGGCGAUGAAAAAGGCCCUCCGCCAGGGCACCUACAACACCCUCAACCUCUACUUCCAAACCGACCUCGCCGGCGGCGUCCUCGGCAAAUGCACACUCCCCUCCGCCGUCGCAAACGGCAAGUCAGACCCGACCGUCUACUGGUCCGACGGCUGCAACGUCAACGCCCACACCAUGCCCGCCGGCAGCAUGGCCGGCUACAACGGCGGCAAGACCGCCGUCCACGAAACCGGUCACUGGCUCGGUCUCCUCCAUACCUUUGAAGGCUACAGCUGCGAGGGCACCGGUGAUUACAUUGAUGAUACGCCGGCCGAGAGCUCGGCGACGGAUGGCUGUCCCCGUGACCCCGUUAAGCGGUCGUGUCCGGAGCAGCAGAAGGAGGGGGAGAGCGAUCCGAUUCAUAAUUAUAUGGAUUAUAGUAUCGAUAGCUGUUAUGAGGGGUUUUCGGACUUGCAGGUGCAGCGGAUGAGGAGUAUGUGGAGUAUGUAUCGGGAGGGGAAUUGA
Plenodomus lingam JN3 is the source of this 1212-nucleotide messenger RNA. RefSeq lists its product as uncharacterized. Lineage: Eukaryota; Fungi; Ascomycota; Dothideomycetes; Pleosporales; Leptosphaeriaceae. The record is from RefSeq and is a predicted model, not a curated record. Gene Ontology annotation, molecular function: metallopeptidase activity.